Messenger RNA from Amoebophrya sp. A25, 183 nucleotides. NCBI's taxonomy places the organism in Eukaryota, Dinophyceae, Syndiniales, Amoebophryaceae. The record is from the annotation of a GenBank genome assembly.
AUGGCGAGACAGCCGACGUCGGCAGCGCCUUCAGGAGAUGAAUUUCCGUGGGGUGGUUUCCAGGCGCUUGAUUGCAUUCUGCCUUCUGUUGAUGGUGGCGUUUUGCUGGAAAGCGUGUUUGACGAUUUAGAUACUGGAGAAUAUGAAGAACAUGUAGUAGUUGGAGGUCAAGAUGAAUGUGGU